Trichoplusia ni (cabbage looper) is the source of this 2706-nucleotide messenger RNA. RefSeq names its product kynurenine formamidase. The transcript is spliced from 5 exons. Lineage: Eukaryota; Metazoa; Arthropoda; Insecta; Lepidoptera; Noctuidae. Bases 397 to 1422 code for a protein of 341 amino acids. Gene Ontology annotation, molecular function: hydrolase activity. The record is from RefSeq and is a predicted model, not a curated record.
UAUAUAAAUUCAGCUAUGCCUUAAGUAACAUCGCAAAACUUGUCAAUACCGUUCCAAAUUCUUAUCACCGUCACGUCGAAAAUGAAGGCGAUAGAAACACGUUUUAACUACAAGCGGCCCUCACAGUCUUAUAGCUCUUGCGUCCAUCGUAACAUAAAGUGUUUAGUUGUUCACGAGUUAAUCGCGCGGUAAAACAAUUAGAACAGUCAACGCACAAUUAAGUGUGUAGAAUAAUAACUAGUACAUUAACAGCCUAUUGCAAAACAAAUAUUUAAUAAACGCGAUGUGAUGUAAUUAUUUGAUAAAUAUUUAGUUUAAACAGUUUACCGCGAACUUUGUUGCUGUUGACUCAAUACAAGAGAUAAUAAUCGCAGCGCUGUUGAUUUAGUUCUCGACAUGAAUUGUGUCGUGUUUAGAGUGAAAGUGUUGGUGAGGAUUUUGCUUGAAGCGAUACGUCGGGGAAGGAAAACGGCGAAGAUUGUGAAAAAAGGUGUUAAGGUAAUAAUAGAAGAGCCACAGAAGACAAUGUCAGUGAUCCUGGAUGCUAUCGACCUUGAGCGGGAGUAUUCUCCAAGCCGGUGGUCCACCAGGUUCCCUACUGCCAACGAGGUGCUGCAGAAUCAUGUCAAGCUUGUUACAGCAGCGAGUGAAGACGCAACGAACAACAUCCCACACAAACUGGAGAUCGAAUACGGAUCAACACCAGGACAGAAGCUGGAUAUACUUGGAACUGAUUUACCAAAUGACGCGCCAAUCCUAGUGUACAUUCACGGCGGUUACUGGCAGGAGUUGUCCCGGGAGGUUUCCCGGUAUCCCGCAGCGCCCCUCUACAAGUUCCGGGUUAAGACCAUCGUGGUCGGCUACGACCUCUGCCCCACAGCAACUCUAGUCGAUAUUGUCAACCAAAUACGAAACGCAGCCAGAUUCGUGUUCGAGUACGCAGAAAAAAUGGGAUCCAAAGGAGUGUACUUUGCUGGGCACUCGGCAGGCGCUCACCUCGUUGCAAAACUCCUUUCCAGCGCCGACUUCUUUGAAAACACUCCAGGAUCUCACCGCCUGCAGGGCGCAUUCCUCAUCUCAGGAGUAUACGAUUUACGAGAACUGGUCCAUACAUCUGUGAACGAAGCAGUCCAGUUACCUAACGAAUGGGCUGUGCCUUUAUCACCGCAGUUCGACGACUACACACAUCUGCAAGGAAGAAGGAUUCGUCUGUACAUACUGGCUGGACAAAAUGACAGUCCCACUUUCAAAAAGCAAUCCAGAGAGUUCUACGAGAUUUUGCACAACACCUGUCUUAUGCAGAACAUGUAUUUAGAAAUUAAAGAUGGUAUGGAUCACUUCGAUAUCGUUGAAUGUCUGUCUAACGAGGAUAAUUACUUGAGGAAUCUGUUGAUACAUGAUGUUCGUAAGCAUUUGUGUUAAGUGGAGAUUCUGAUGACGCGAAUGAAAGAAAUGGACGGAAAUAGUUCAGUAAGGAUUUGUUGAAUUUUGGAAUGAAAUAUAUGAAAGAUUUGAAAUUGCUGGUAAAAAUAUAAUACGAUAAAAUUACCUAGCUGCAUUGUUUAAGGUAAUCAGGGUAAGAAAGUCUCAUGAAUAUUUUUUAGAUACGCUAGAUGUAGAAAUAAUUAAAGUAGUGUUAAAAAAUGAACUUUUUUAUACCAAAAUCAAUGACUUUUACACUUUUAUAAAAAUUGCAUUUUAGGGUUGUGGGAAUGAUGUGAAAACGGUCAAUUUUAGUUCUCAUAGUGUUUAAUCACGUUAUGUUGUUGUAUCUACUGUGUCCUGACUUUGACUUAGGUCAUUCUUUGCAUAUAACCUUAUUAGGUAAACCUCUUUAGAGAUUUAAAUGCUUUUAAUCCUCGGAUACAAAUAAAUGGCAAUUCAAUUCAAUUUGUAUCAAGUCUUUUAGUAGUAGUACCUACAUUAUGGAUAAAAAAUAGCACUUUAUGGUGCAUAUUUCUUAUAUUAUUAUUUUAUCAUAAUACAUAAAGCUGUUGUAUAUUUAGUCUAGAUAUUAUAUUGUGUUGUUAUAACCUUUAUUAUAGGUGAUUUAUUUGGAAACGAGUGAGGCAGUGAAGUCAUAAUAUAGUUUUAUAACUAGUCGUUAUAAUAAAGUCAUGUUUAUGUUGUUAUUUAACAUAAUUAUACUUUUGAUGUUGCUUUAAAUUUUAUCGUUUUAUACGUCGGAUAUUGCAUCAAUAGUUUUUUUAUGUGCAAUCGCAUUUGUCUUUCAAUAGCGAUGUUGACCUGGUGUGAAAAUUCUUUAUUUACAGAAGUAUAGGUAAUUAUUUAUUUUGUCUUUCAAAUCUAUAUUGUAGUAAACUUAUAAAAAAAGAAAAGAAAAUAUAAUACUAUUAAAAGAGUAACAUGAAAACUGUUCAGUCCAGCUGAAAAAAUUUGAAAAUUUUGAAAAAAAAAUUAUUUUAUUUUUAAUUACUAUCUAUCAUUUAAAUAGUAACGUUGUUAUAAUUUAAGUCAACUUGUGUUUUCAAUUCACAACAUCGACAUCCCGUUUGCGAAGCUUUUACGUUUAAAAUCCUUUGCACGUACAGUUCAGCAACAAAUUAGCAUAAGUUUUGAUAGCUUUUGUAUGAUGAUUAUAUUUAUCAAUGUAAUUAGUUUGUAAGUUUCUGUUGUCCAUGUACGAAGUAAGAAUUAGGUUAUAUUACAAUAAGUAAAGAACAAAUUAUACAAUUUUGUACACGA